GGGGAGAAGGAGGAGGAGCCGGUUUCACCCGGAACGAAAACAAACAGCGACCCGCUCCAUCCGGGGACUUUCCGGAGCGCUGGCGAGCUCUGACCGUAGCGCCGCUCAGGUGAGUGAGGCUUCGGCCCGGCCCGGGCUGGGCUGGGCUGGGCUGAGUCAGGGGGCCGAGGGGCAGUCGCAGGCCAGCCUGCCUCUCAGCCUCCUGUCAGCACAGCCUCCCGGGGUGUCGGCUCCGGCUGCGCCCCGUGGGCACGCCCCUCUCCGCCCCCUGAGAGCCUCCCGGGAUUGCGGAGCCCCUUCUGGAGCUCUGGUAUGAGGGGAGCCGGCUCCGGGCGGACGAAGUGAUUCCCAGGGGAGCUGUCAGGCCCAUCGGGAACAGGGCGGGGCAGGCCGGGCCCGCCUCCUUUCCUCUCCUGCGCAGGGGGCCAAGGCUGCGAGAAGGUCCAUCCUUCCUUCUUUCCUUCCAUCCAUCAUCCAUCCAUCCAUCUAUCCUCGUCCUUGUCUGCAGAAGCAGACACGUCUCCCUUUCUACCCCUCCUUCCAAACCUCCGGGCACUCAGGAGGGGGUGGUCACUGCGGGGAGCGAGCUCUUCCGGAAACCCCUUACUCUGUUCACCCAGGAAAGGCAGAUCCGCCCCGGCUCAUUUUACAGAUGAGGAAACUGAGGAAAACAGGGUGAAGUGAAGCCCAGGGUCACACAGCUAGAUGGCACAAAAGAAAUAUCUGCAAGCAAAACUAACCCACUUCUUAAGGGAAGACAAAAUUCAACUUUGGAAACCUCCAUAUACAACUGAGAACAAAGAAGCUGGUUUGGUAUUGAAGGAACUUGCAAAGAAAUAUUCAGACAAGCUAGAAUGCUGUGAAAAUGAGAUAGAAAAAAUUAUUGAAGAAAUACGGUGUAAAGCAAUUGAACGUGGAACAGGAAAUGAAAAUUUUAAAACCACAGGUGUUGCUACAAUUGAGGUGUUCUUGCCUCCACGACUAAGAAAAGAUAAGAAAAGCUUGUUGGAAACCAAACUACACAUCACUGGCAAAGAACUGAGAUCACAAAUAGCUGAAUCCUUUGGAUUUCAAGAAAACUACAUCAAAAUAGUUAUAAAUAAGAAGCAGCUUCAAUUAGGGAAAACCCUGGAAGAGCAAGGGGUUACACACAAUGUGAAAGCGAUGGUGCUUGAACUCAAACAGUCUGAAGAAGAUGCCCGGAGAAAUCUUCAGGAAGAAGAACUAGAGCAAAAUGAAGCUGACAAGAAAGAAAAGAGGAUGCAGAGAACAAAGAGAGGCCUAGAGAUACUGGCGCAGAGAGCUGAGACUGUGGAUCCUGAAACAACUCCAUACUUAGAAAUAGCUAAUCAGACAGGCAGAUCAAUCAAAAUACCCACAGCAGAAAAAAAAGCCCUUAUGUUAGCUAUGGGAUAUCAUGAAAAGGGUCGAGCAUUUCUGAAAAGAAAAGAAUAUGGAAUAGCAUUGCCCUGUCUGCUGGAUGCUGACAAAUAUUUCUGUGAAUGUUGCAGAGAACUGUUGGAUACAGUAGAUAAUUAUGCAGUGCUUCAGCUGGAUAUAGUGUGGUGUUACUUCCGUCUGGGACAACUGGAAUGCCUUGAUGAUGCAGAAAGAAAGCUAAAUAUGGCCCAAAAAUGCUUUAAAAACUGCUAUGGGGAAAACCACCAAAGACUAGUCCAUAUAAAAGGAAAUUAUGGGAGAGAGAAGGUACUAUUUUUAAGACUUUAUUUGCUUCAAGGAAUAAGAAACUAUCAUAGUGGUAAUGGGGAGGAGGCUUCUGAAUAUCUCAAUAAGGCGCAGCAACUCUAUGAAGAACUGUCUAUAGAUCCUGGCAAAGUUCACAGUUUGUUACAAUUGGGAUUUACUGCUCAGGAAGCCCGGCUUGGCCUAAGGGCUUGUGAUGGGAAUGUGGAUCAUGCUGCCACCCAUAUUACCAACCGAAGAGAGGAAAUUGCCCAAAUAAAGAAAGAAGAAAAAGAAAAGAGAAAAAGACGACUGGAUAACAUAAAUUCUCUGAAAGGAAUGGGCUACUCAGCUCAUGCUGCAAAAGAAGCUCUCCAUCAGGCUAGAGGAAACCUGGAUGAAGCACUUAAGAUUCUUCUGAGUAAUCCUCAGAUGUGGUGGCUAAAUGAUGCAGAUCCUGAGACUAGCAACAACCAGGAGCAUGUUUCUCAAGAAAAUGUUGAUAAGUUGGUAUAUAUGGGCUUUGAAGCUGAGACAGCCAAGACAGCUCUCAGAGUAUUUAGAGGAAAUGUUCAACUGGCUGCUCAGACACUUGCUCAUAAUGGAGGAACUCUUCCCUCUGACUUACAAAUACCAUCUGAAGAUUCUUCUUCAACUUCAUCAACAAAAUCUCCUUCAGAUUCUGCUGGUACGUCUAGUGCCUCAACAGAUGAAGAUAUGGAAACAGAGGCAGUCAAUGAAAUCUUGGGUGAUAUUCCAGAACACGAAGAAGAUUAUCUUGACUCAACUCUAGAAGAUGAAGCAUUGGUUAUUGCUGAGUACUUAUCCUAUGUAGAGAAUAUAAAAUCAACAAGCCAGAAAAAGUAGAUGACAAAUUGAAAUAAGUACCUUAAUUUUGUGCUUAUAAAUUCUAUCUGUAUAAAAAAAUCCAAUACAGUCCUUCAUUUUUUUCUUCCUCCCUAUUGCUUGCUUUAACUAUUUGAAUGAUCAUUCCUAGGAUAGGGACAGAGAAGAUAAAGGACUAUAAAAGCAGGGACCAGCAAAACCCCUGAAAUAGUAGUAGUGGGUGGAGGUGGGGGUAGGAACAGAGAUUGCUUUGGCCUGACUUGUCUUUUCUUGUCUUCAUUCAAACCUGGCCUCCUCACCGUGGCCCACCUGGCCUGGCUUCUUUUCCCUGCAGAUUGGGUCAUGAUGAGUUAGCAAGGUAGCCACCAUGCUAGAGAGUGCUGUUGGGAAAGAACAGGGUUUUACCCAACCCCUAGCACAGUCUCUGGCUUUAUAGCUGUAGACUAUGACCCUCUUUUCUCUUAGACUGUGCUCUGGAUUCUUUCUUCACAUAGUGCCUGUCCUUGCCUCAUAAGCACCUGUGCCUUCCUCUAUCAACUUGGCUACUAUUGUCACUAAAAUUGUGUUUUAAAUUUCUAUUCCAUGUGCAAAAAAAGCAGAUGAAUGGGCUUCAGGUACAGAAUAAAAUAAUGGUAAAUGCCUGGAGCCUUUAAAUACCUUGAUUAUAUAGUAAAAUAUGCGUUUGAAAUUCAGGUCAGGAAUAUGCAUUCAGCAGUUUUGUUUUUUCACAACUUCAUUUAUUAAAUGGAAAGCAAAGCAACUCUAUUUUUAAUUAAUCUCUUCCAAAUCUGCACUGUCAUUUAAUGUCAUUGCUAGCAGAGAAAAAACUAUGUAGAGGAAACAAAUAUUUGAUGACAGAUUUUUUUGUAUACUUAUAUUUAAAAGAGUUUAUUUCUAAGGGUAUGUGGUUAAUCUGUUUAGUGGAAUGAAUAAAUCCUUUUCAUAACA
This is a messenger RNA of Monodelphis domestica (gray short-tailed opossum), 3477 nucleotides long. RefSeq names its product negative regulator of ubiquitin like proteins 1 (gene NUB1). The record is from RefSeq and is a predicted model, not a curated record. Gene Ontology annotation, molecular function: protein binding. Gene Ontology annotation, biological process: regulation of ubiquitin-dependent protein catabolic process. Lineage: Eukaryota; Metazoa; Chordata; Mammalia; Didelphimorphia; Didelphidae.